AUAGAGGAGAAAUCAGGCAAAGGGUACAGCUCACUCUACUCCUUCCUCUUGCGUAUCAGAGCAGUGAAAUUUCUCUAAUCUCAAAUCUCAGUCCAAAGCAGGAAUGGAGGCUCCUGUCACCGAAAAUUCUUCCACUGGCAAUGACCACGACCAAGAGCAGGUUUUCAACCGUGGGGUGGACUCGAACCCUGAGAUUAAUCGAGAAGAAGAGCAAGAACAUGAACAAGAACAAGACGAAGAACAAGUUAGGCGCAUAUUGCAAGUUAUUUCCACCACUGGGAAUUUUUGGCAUAGUUGGGAUAAACUGAAGAGCAUGCUAUCCUCUAAAUUGAAACUGGUUUUAUCAGAAUAUCCUGAGGCCAAAAUGACAGUUGAUGAACAAAAUGCUUCAUUGGGUGAAACUUACCUAGAGUUGGUUACACGGCUAGAUGAAGAGCUUCAUUGUUUUAUUGAGGGCCCACCAUUUACCCUUCAAAGAAUCUGUGAGAUCUUACUUGCUGCAAGAAGCAUCUAUUCAAAACUCUCAAAGCUUGCCCUAGCACUAGAAAAGAAUUUGCUGGUAACCUCUACAUUGACGGUCUGCACCAAACCAUACCCAGAAAUGAAGCCAGUUCCGGGACCAGAAAAGGCAAGUGAGGAAGCUCAACCACAGUGUAAUUCAAUCCAAAAUGGGAUUGAACCUACGGCAGGAGACAGGGAUGAGAUCAUGUCAGAGGUGGAGGCCGAUAUUGAAGAGAUUACCGUCGAUAUGGAUGCCUUCCAAGAAAUGGCGGGACCACAGGAAGUGAAUUCCACGGAGGCUGAGAAUUCUUAGGUUGAUACACACCUUAAAGCUUUCGGAUCCACAUGUUGCUCCCAUAGAAUGGUGUCUAUGUUACAAUUUUGAAGGAACCUUGAGGAUGAAAGCAACAUGGGGCAGGGAUUUUGGUCCUUGAGGGAUUGAAACGAAUAUUUCUUGUUCCCAUGAGAUAUCUCCCUCGAGGGUGCUGUAUUUGUAAGAUUGUCAACAUGUACCGGUGUCUUGUUGAACCAUUUUGCCUGUCAGUGUUUUUAAUGGUUUGCUGUUGU
Messenger RNA from Hibiscus syriacus, 1068 nucleotides. Its product is annotated as serine/threonine-protein phosphatase 4 regulatory subunit 2-like. Gene Ontology annotation, molecular function: protein phosphatase regulator activity. The coding region runs from base 104 to 814 and encodes 236 amino acids. Gene Ontology annotation, biological process: protein dephosphorylation. The record is from RefSeq and is a predicted model, not a curated record. The transcript is spliced from 9 exons. Gene Ontology annotation, cellular component: cytoplasm; nucleus; protein phosphatase 4 complex. NCBI's taxonomy places the organism in Eukaryota, Viridiplantae, Streptophyta, Magnoliopsida, Malvales, Malvaceae.